Molecule: messenger RNA, 711 nt
Organism: Didymodactylos carnosus
Lineage: Eukaryota; Metazoa; Rotifera; Eurotatoria; Philodinida; Philodinidae
Source: the annotation of a GenBank genome assembly
AUGUUCAUGGAUGAAGCCGGGCUUCCAGAUGAAAAAAAGAUGGUGCUCAAAGUAUUACAUCCCUAUUUAGAUGAAUGCAAAGUUGCAUUUGUGACUGUUUCUAAUAAGCUGUUUAAUGCAGCAAAUGCUAAUCGAACGAUAUGUGUAUUUCAAUUGUUACCAUCUGAAGAAGAUAAGUUAACAUUGGCAUUUGAAAAAAUUAUUCUUGCUCUAUGUAAAACAUAUCGUCAGGUUUUAUCCUAUGACGAUAUACUCAAAAUAUUUCACGAUCAAGAUUUCAUUUAUAUGUUGCGUGAUUUACGUUUUAACAUUAGUACAAGAAAUGCGACAUCAAACACACAUAAAGAUAAUUGGAAUCUUCGCCGACAAGAAAAUAAUUCGAAUGUUAUUUUAAGUUGUAUCACACCAACGAGUUUAAUAUGCGCGUUAGAAAAUAAUUUCAAUGGAAUAAAAAAAGAUCAAUUUGACAGAUUAGUUCAAAUAUUUUUUACAUCUGUGAGCGAGCGUAUCAGUAGUUUUAACAAGCCAAACGACAUUAAAUAUCGGGAUCCAGUAUCAGUGCUACGUGACUCGAUGAAAUUAGAAUCUACAAGACGGCGUUUGUACUGCCGUUAUAACUUGAUUAUUGAUGAAAGUGAAGACGAAUCAGUUGCAAAUUUAUUGUUCGAAGGCAUCCUGCAGCCAAACUCUGAAAAUACGACAGUAUUUUGA